AUGAAUGUGCGGUCGCAGUCACGGGCCUAUAUAGAUGUCUCUUCACUUCUCUUCAUCGGAAACCGCCGGCUAAGUCUGUGGGAGCAGGACCGCUCGAACCGUCCGUCGAGUUGUGUUGACUCGAAGUGCCCGGCCCCCGACGUCCCCGGUGUGACUUCUCGUCGUCGGGACUUGUUCCCGGAUAACCUCGAGCCCCCGCGCAUCCUCCCCGACGCAACAAGGACAGAAGAACAACCCAUGGCCCCGCUGCACGCAGUCCCGUCGCUAUCGAGCGACGCUGCCUCGGCAUCCGCAUCACUAGCCAGCUCAUCCCUUGACACCGGACUGGCCUCGGCAGUCGUCGUCCCCGAGAUCCUACAGGACGAUGGGAACGGGAUCCUGAUCGCCCCCUCCCGCCCCUCUCGCCCCACCCAGCGGCUCUAUCGAUGCCUCUUCCCCGUCCUCGACUGCCACGAGACCUUCGACGACACCGAACACUGGAGGACGCAUGUGUACAGCCACUUCCGGACUCACGAACCACCUGCUACAGCCCGGUGCCCGCUAUGCCCAGGCGAGAGAUUCGACAAUACCCCGCAGCGCCGGGCAUGGGAUCUCAUGCUCGACCACGUGGAUGCGGCGCAUUACCAGCAGGGCCAGACGCUGGCCGGCAGCAGGCCCGACUUCGAACUGAUGCAGUACUUGUAUCGACUGCGGAUUAUCAGUGUUGACCAGUUCAAGGUGAUGCAGUUACCGCCACCGCCGUCGAGUCCCGCGUAUCACCGCUCGCAGGAGACGGUUAGAGCGAAUAUCGGCUCUUCGGAUGAGCCGUACUGCGCUCCGUAUAGUCGGCGCAGGGAACAGAGGAUGCGGGGGCAACACCGAGGGGUAGGUGUGGCAUAA
Aspergillus clavatus NRRL 1 is the source of this 879-nucleotide messenger RNA. RefSeq lists its product as uncharacterized. Lineage: Eukaryota; Fungi; Ascomycota; Eurotiomycetes; Eurotiales; Aspergillaceae. Bases 1 to 879 code for a protein of 292 amino acids. The record is from RefSeq and is a predicted model, not a curated record. The transcript has a single exon.